This is a messenger RNA of Nanorana parkeri, 4473 nucleotides long. It is a transcript of the gene POM121, whose product is annotated as POM121 transmembrane nucleoporin. Lineage: Eukaryota; Metazoa; Chordata; Amphibia; Anura; Dicroglossidae. The transcript has 13 exons. Gene Ontology annotation, cellular component: nuclear pore. The coding region runs from base 104 to 3280 and encodes 1058 amino acids. Gene Ontology annotation, molecular function: structural constituent of nuclear pore. Gene Ontology annotation, biological process: RNA export from nucleus; protein import into nucleus. The record is from RefSeq and is a predicted model, not a curated record.
GUGGUGUGCGCUCGUUGCCUGGUUACACGGGAUGUGACGGCUAGGGGAUAGCGAGCGCGUAGCAAGCUGGGUAUUUAAGGCCUGGCGCGGCGCGCGGGGGAUCAUGUGUCCGUCCAGCGGGCACGGAGGAGGGCGGUGGGUAAGGUUGAAGCGGGCGCUUCGGACGUGGCGGAGUCAAGAGAUCCGACCGAUUGUGCUGCUCGUUCCCGCGGCCCUGUGUCUCCUCCUAGUGUUCUACUGCUUCCCUGUGCUCAGCGCUCUGGUGCUGUGUGCGGCCGGCGCCUGGCUUUAUUACAACUCGGGGCCGCACGUGUGGCGGUACUUAGACUGGAGGCAGGUAACAGGAGGAGCUCCGGGCAGGCGGCAGAGGCCUGCGGGACAUAGGAGGCAGAGGGAACCGGGCCUGAGGUGGACUCCUUCCUCCUUGUUGUUACUCAUGGGCAGCUAUCUGGGCAAGCAGGAGCCCCCGGCCCGGGCAAUGGGCAGAGGAACCAGGGAAUUAAAAGAGAGGCUAUCCAGACCUAAUCCAGCUGUGCCAACCCCAGCCAGGCGCCUGUCAUUCAGAGAAACACCAGUGAUAUCCAAUAGGGCUUUUCUGAGCCCACGCAGACGUUACCCAAUCCACCAACCACAGUACAGCAUGCCAGGUUCUCUUCCUACUGUGUAUUUCGAUGGCUAUCAGAAAAAAUGCUUACUCUCCCCAAAGUCUUCUCUGGUGCGCAGUCCAGUUACUGUGAAAAUUGCACGUCCAGACCCGAAUAUCGCUCGUUCACCUGUGCUGGAUAACCUUCUGUCUCCAGGGCCAGCAUCUCCACUGGUUCAGUGUGCACCAGAUCCGUGUGCAAAGGAAACUGUACUCAAUGCCAUCAGAGAAAGCAGGAAAAGGAUGAACAAAGAUGAAGAGCAUGGUAGUAGUGGAGGAUUAGAAAACAAGAGAAGGAGACAAGCCAGCAGUGGAAGUCUGGAUGCCUCAUUUGAGCAUCCUUUACCAAAUGGAACUUUGCCUUCAUAUGUCUCAAAGCCAGACAACUUAAAAAGAGGACUUCAUUCACAAGUUCUGGAAGACCAUGUCAACAAACGGUCCCGCACCUCCUCGAUCAGCUCAUUGAGUAGUUCUGUAAUGAAUGGAAUGAAAAUGUCUUCUCAUAAUGCAAUCACCAGCUCCUACAGUUCUAGCGCAGUCAUCCUGCAGAAAAGAAAGAGAACCCCAAAUGUAUCUGCAGUUUCAAGUUCACCCUCAUCGAGGAGCCAGACGCCAGAUCUGUCAGCCAAAAAAGCAAGAGAAGAAUCAUGUGAAGCUAGUCCAUCAACACCCGUGCGGCAAGACACAGAGCAGACUGGAAGAUUUAAUGAAACUCCUCCUAAGUCCUCUGCAGUAAACUCCUCCAGUGAAAAUGGAAGUGGUGGAGCCCGAAGGAAAAAAGUGUUGCUGGUCUACUCUGGACAUAGUGAUCAGUACCCGCUGCCGCCUCCACCUUUGGUUGGAUACAGCGUCACCUCAAAAGACUUUGACUCUGAAAAGAAGGCUUCUCUACAGAGGUUAAACAAGGCACUUGAAGAUGCAGCUGGUUCAGCUCCAAUCACCGCUGCACCCUCUGUAACUGUAGCAAAUACCUUAGCAUCGUCUUCUCUGUUCAACCUACCUACAACAACCGCAGCUGUGGCACCAACUUUACCAACCUCCACUGCUAGCAGUAACCCUCUCCUUCUCAGUCUAGCUAAAAUGCAGAAUAAGGAGGAAGUACAAGCACCAGCACAGAGUGUGAAUACAAACACCCCAAAUGAAAAAGUCCCAACAUCGUCUUCAUCGUGUUCCGAACCUGCAAUUCUUGGCCUCGGCAAUCCUCUUAGACAACCUUCUCUUUCUGCUCCAGCAGUUACAGAAAGUUCCAUCAAUGCACCACCCCUACCAUCUGAUACCCUGAAGUCUAGUCUGCUUCAGAUUCUUACUAAACCAUUGGAAAACGAUUCACAGUCUGGUUUUAAGCCAAUUUUCCCAACAAGUGCGUCUACAACACCCCUUUCGGUUUCCUCAACUGGGCCGUCUACAGCUUCAAAUUCUGUUUCUUCAGCAAAUACUUUCAAACCAAUAUUUGGAGAUCAGAACAGUCAGCCAGCACCGGCAUCAAGCACAUUCAAAGCAAUAUUUGGGGAUUCUACAGCCCAGCCACCCGCUUCUUCAUCACCUCUCACAUUCCAGAUGAAUUCUGCAUCCACUGCUGCCAGCUCAUUGUUCUCUGGAUUUGGUGCCAAAAGCACCAAUACAACUCUCAGUACAGAGAGUACCACUAAGCCUUCUCUGGCUCCCCCCUCUAGCAGCAGCAGCACUACUAACAACUUUACUGCAUCUAUGUUCUCCUCAGUGGCAACAACUGCUAGUGGAUCAAACCCUGCUGCAGUAAACUCCUUUCCUGCAAGUAAUGCACCUUCAGAUUCCCAAGCCAAACCAUUUGUUUUUGGACAGACGCCUACCUCGCAAGCUACUUUAGGCUUAAAUAUGUUUAGCAGCACCCAGUCUGCACCUACAACAGCAUCUCAGCCCCAUCAGCCACCAUUGUUUGGAUCGAACACCUCUGCAUUUACAGCUACGAUAGGUUCAAAUGCCCCUGCAUACCCGACUAACUCUGGCACAUCUGCAUUUAACAGCAUCUCAGGGAGUGGCAUUCAAGCAGAAAACCCUGCACAAAAUUCUGUUGGUUUUGGGUCAUCUGCAGCUCCAUCUGCAUUUGGAACAGGCACCCAGCCAGGUUUUGGAAGCACCUCCCAGCCAACAUUUGGUGCUAAUGCACAACCAGCAUUUGGUGGAAGUUCUGCUUUCGCAUUUGGAAAUGCUACUCCCGUUGCCUCCAAAGUACCCUUUGGUAAUAUGAACAGUACCCAGACCAACAGCACCCCUGCUACAAACCUGUUUGGAUCAAAACCUUUCCCUUACGGGGAAAACGCUAACUCUGUUCCAGCUUUUGGUACACCAAAUGCCACACCUGCCCAGACAUUGGGUUUUGGGAACUCUUUGGCUCAGAACAGUGCUAUCACAAAUCAAAGCACACCCUUGAACUUUGGGACACCGGGACCAGCUGAAAACAAGCUUGCUUUUGGUUCUCAGUUUGGCCAGAACUCCUCCGCUGGACCUCUUCCAUUCACAACUUCUACUCCUGCCUUGGCCUCCCCUGGUUCUUUUGGCCAAGGUACUCCAGGAAGUUUCUCAAUUGGUUUAAUAUCCAAACCUUCAGGAGCACGGCAGAGGGUAAUGGCACGUCGUCAGCACCAGCGGAAGAAGUGAAUGCUUUGUUUGGAAGAGUUGUGUGCUCCUCAAAGACUGUGUGUUUUUUUGUUUUGUUUUUAAUAUAUAAACGAAUCUGAAUGGAUAGACGCCCUUUGGUGCCAAUAGGUUGUGAAUAUGUAACACACAUGUCAGAUCUGUAACCUUUUUCAUGCAAGGAUUGACUAUUGCAAUGCCAAUGGUAAUCCUUUUGAUGGGUUAAAACAGCCGCAAUUGUGACCUGCAAAAUGGCACCAAUGACACUGCCAAACUGCAUCAUCUACUGUCUCGUGCAUGUUACCACUUUCUCACCUCCAUGUCAUGCACUUUCCAAUUCGGACUGAACAAGCAUUGUGUUGCAGGGAAGCGCAGGAUUCUGUUCAACUCUGCAAACAUUUUUUAUUUCAUAUAUCAGUUCUUGAAGAUUCUGUUUACUGUUAAGUGUGUUUCUUUACAGUGCCUUUUUAUUUGUGCCUCCGCUUCAUCUUGCUAACUUAUUCAAGGUGUUUUCCACCUAGUAAUGAGCAGUGUGAAUAUGUUCAGCGAGGCAGGAGGGCAGAAGCCCGAGACUGCUACAAUUCUGAACUGUUUAUAAUGAAUGUUUUCUGCCCCUAUUUCCAAAAUACUGAAAACUGACUUGAUGUCUGUACUAGACUUGCCCAAUGCACUGUACACUUCCCAUAGUCCUUCACGUAGACUGUGAAGAAUGUCAUCUACUCUGUUUUCCUGGAUACAGACCACUUCCUGGCAAUGGCUUACAAAGGUGUUUUGAGCCAAGCUGGAGUGCCUGUAUCUCCUGUAACUCCUGAUGCUGGAAGCUGUUAAUGAUUUAGAUGCUGUGUAUAUAUUUUGUAUUCCUAAGCUUUGGGAUGCUAAGUGUUAGGACUGUCUUUCUGUACAGUUCCUUCCCCUUUGGUGCAGACUGUAAAUUAAUUAACAAGCCGGCAAGAUCUUAAAUUAUGGCUGUCUGUAUUUGUCAGUUAUUUAUCUGUGUUGUGAAAAAUUGUACUUGUAAGCUACCUCUAAGGGGAAGAUUGGGAGUGUUAAAGCAUGUUCGAAUGAGAUUGUGUGGUAAGUGAAAUAGUAAUCUAAUGUGUGCUCUGCCAUUUGACCAUUUUGUUUUUUAGAGUGAUCGCUCUAUGAAUGAAUGAACCUGCCAAGCUUCUAGGGCUUUGUUUUCCAUUGAGCCAGGACUUUAAAGUGGAAAUUUAGCC